Acanthopagrus latus (yellowfin seabream) is the source of this 799-nucleotide messenger RNA. RefSeq names its product tachykinin precursor 3a (gene tac3a). Gene Ontology annotation, biological process: tachykinin receptor signaling pathway; positive regulation of blood pressure. The record is from RefSeq and is a predicted model, not a curated record. NCBI's taxonomy places the organism in Eukaryota, Metazoa, Chordata, Actinopteri, Spariformes, Sparidae. The transcript is spliced from 7 exons. Bases 215 to 592 code for a protein of 125 amino acids.
AUAAGACCCGAUACCCCACCUACGCCUCGGUUGCUGAUUGGCGUUACGCAGGUAUCCAGCUAUUAUUUAUUACCCCAAAGCUUGGACGCCUCAUUUAUCCUGACCGGAUCUCACUGAAGGAUCUAUCCGCUCCCACUUUACUCUGCACCGGGGUGCGCGCUGCUGACACUUUAUCCACAGUAUCUGCUCGACAAAAACAGGUGGUGCUGGAAAAAUGAGGACACAUUUGCUGCUGGUGACCUUGUUCCUCAUCAUGAAACUUCGAUACAGCCAGUCCAGAUGCGAGGAGCCAGGAUCGCGCAGUUCAGCUUCAGAUCUGCAGCAGAGCGCAGGUUUGGACACCCUCAAGCGGACCAUUCUGAAGAGGUACAGCGAUUUGGAUUACGACAGCUUUGUGGGUCUGAUGGGCAGAAGAAAUGCGGAUGCAGAUCCUGUACAGCCACAGCAAAAAAGGGAAAUGAAUGACAUUUUUGUUGGUCUCAUGGGAAGGAGAAACUCAGAGCCCGAUAAUGGUCCCUGGAGGAGAGAGUACCCAGAGAGGAGAGGCAUUUUUUUCAACAAGUGCAGGCUGAGGUUUCUUCAGGGGCUGUAGACGUGAACUCCGAAGCAACUCCCACAUCUCGCAUCAACGACAGAAGCUCACAGCGGACACAAACAAUGAACCAAACGUCUGACGAAGACGACUUAAUGAUUCACAAUGUAAACCUGCCAGCUGGCUCAUGAAAGUGACCAUCAAACUAUACAGAUUGUAUUUGUUUUACCUGAAGACAAGGCAUAAUUAGAAGUGACAGCUUAAUAU